Messenger RNA from Pelmatolapia mariae (spotted tilapia), 3243 nucleotides. It is a transcript of the gene aqp11, whose product is annotated as aquaporin 11. The record is from RefSeq and is a predicted model, not a curated record. Gene Ontology annotation, cellular component: cytoplasm; membrane. NCBI's taxonomy places the organism in Eukaryota, Metazoa, Chordata, Actinopteri, Cichliformes, Cichlidae. The transcript has 3 exons. Gene Ontology annotation, molecular function: channel activity. Gene Ontology annotation, biological process: transmembrane transport. Bases 588 to 1403 code for a protein of 271 amino acids.
UUCACUAAUUUAGAUUUCACUGCAGAAUAUAAGGUAGGUUAAUUAAAAUAAUCUACUGCAACAAAAUGAACCAGUACUCAUGAUCAUACUUCAUGAUUCUGCAUAAUAUAAAAGUAUUAUUGACAUUAAAUAUAAUUUGAUAGUAACUCUUUUGUACUGUUUGGCCGUUUAAAUAUGAUUAUUGCUUCUGUUUGAGUAAAUUUUAAAAUGUUUGAGUGUGACGUCACGGGGCCGCGAGUGGGAGAAAAAACAUGGAUGAAAGGGGAAGAAACGCAGUCAAUCUGUCCUCCUUUCCCUACAUCGUUAUAUUGAUUUGAGUCCGUACUGUGAGCAGACAACCAGCAGGAGGAGGAGGACUGCGGAGCUCAGUCACUUCCGCACCAUGUGAGCCACCGGGACUGAAGCUCAUUUGCUCCCGCUUGAACUCCACAUCCUCCGGUAUACAGAAGCAGCACCCCGGCCCAGCAAAGACUUCCGCACCCCAUCAUCAGUGCGCUCCAGUGGGAGAAAGGAGGCCCGCAGCUCAGUGCACGCAGCGGCCGCGCACAGGGACGGUCCCCGGCUAGGAGCGCGGACCGGCCGGCAGCAUGUCUGCUGACGUGGCGGUGUCUUUGGCGGUGCUCGCGGGGAUCGUCGUGCUGAGCGACGUGACCCGCAAGUUGCUGGCUCGGGCCCUAGCAGACACCGGGCUCUCCGAGUACGCGGUGGAGCUCGUGUCCACCUUCCAGCUGUGCUGCUGCACCCACGAGCUCAAGCUGCUGUCCGAGGUGGGCGGCAUCGAGCCUGGUCUCGCGCUCACCUUCACGUAUCUGGCGUCGGUGGUUCACGGGCUCACCUUCAGCGGGGCGAUCGGGAACCCCUCCGGUGCGCUCGAGCGCGCCUACCGCGCCAAGUUGUCGGGCUCCCGCGCCCUGCGGAGGAUCGCGUGCCAGUUCGCGGCGGCCGCCGCUGCACGCGCUGCGGUGCCGAGGUUGUGGGGGGUCGGGCUGUCGAGACUGCACGCGCGACACAAGCUGUUCGGGUUCCGAUGCACCAGCCCCAUCCACGCGCCCCUGCACGAGGCCGCUGCGGUUGAGCUCGCGUGCGCCUUUGCGGUUCAGACUGUUAUCACGCACACGCAAUCGGUGGAGGAGAAAUACCGCGUGCACGCCGUGGCUGCGGUCAUCACCACAGCGGUUUAUGCAGGUGGCAGCGUGACCGGAGCUGUCUUUAACCCAGCGCUGGCCUUCUCCACACAGUUCCCCUGCAGUGGACACUCCUUCCUCGAGUACUGCCUGGUCUACUGGCUGGGCCCGCUGCUCGGGAUGAUGAGCUCGGUGCUGCUGUUCGACAAACUCGUCCCUGCGCUCUCAAGAAAACCGUCGCCUCCCCAUCUUCCCACGGAGAGCAAGAAGAAGGCGUGAGCGUUGCAGGACGGCGAUUUUCAGGUGAAGCUGUUAGUGACGGACUGUCAACCUGCUGCUGAGAAAGAAGGAAGAAGAACGGCACAUAUGCACUUCUUUUUAAGGGAAACCAGAAGCACAUCUAAGAAGUUCAACACAAAAUUAGCUUUUAAACUUAUGAACAGGGCAAUGGACGCCAACAUUUUACUUUCAAUCAAACUUGUAGAACUUUUUGUAUUUUUAAUCCGGAGUCAACACACUGACCUUUUUUAGGGUUACUAAAAUAAUGUUUGCAUGAGUUUUUUUUAAACGACUGGAACCACAGAGGUGAUAUAAAGGACACAGAUGUGUUGUAACCCUGCAAACAAAUGUUAUACAGCAAAAUACACUUAGCCCCUAUUUUAUGUUUAAAUCAUUUUUUAAGCUAUUACACUAAUCUGACAACUGCAAACUGAAAAUGUGAUGUAGCGUAAUAUUGCAACAACCUCAUUAGUCUGUCUUUGAGUAAAGGAUCUGUGUAUUUUAGUCAUAUUUUACCUAAUAUAACAUUCCUGAGCCAUGCACAGUGUAGGAGUGUACAUGCACAUGUCUGUUAGUUUUUGCACAAUUGCAGUUAGUGCCUUUGAGCUCUUUGUAAAUACUGUACAUGCAAAAAUAAACUGUGUAGUCAGUGCUGAUUGGUUGUUUCUUUGAUCCUGGGAAGGGUUCUGCAAAAACGUUAGUGUAUCCAAAGAAGCCACGAAAAAUUAUUAGCUUCAUACUAUGAAAGCUGUCCUGAAAUUUUGCACAUUUCAGGGCCGAAAAACACAUUUAAGCCAAAUCCAAGUGUCAGUCUGAACACAUCUGUUGCUGUUCAGCCAGAUUUUCCUCUAUAAAUAUGCAUCAGUUUUAUGUUGAUACCAUAAAGCAGGGGUCUCAAACUUAACAAGCUGUGGGCCACUGCUGGCACUGCCAUCUCAUUGGAGUUCCACUUUAGUGUUCAAGUAGUACCAGAAAAACAAAAAAAAAAGAAAACACCUCAUAAUUGUGUUCGUAUUUAACAAAAUAAAAACGCAGACAUAAGUGUACACAUCAGUUUUUGACUCUCACUGGACUAACACAGCCAAUCCCUCAGCAUGUUUGUGCUCUCUGCUCUUGUUGCCUUCAUAUUAAAAAACUCAACAACAAACAAAUCCUCCCUAACAAAAAAAAGUAACUUCAAGGACCAAAUUCUAUUAUAUUUCUUCACGUCAAUAUAUGGGCCGCAAAUAGGUGUGACGUGGGCCGCGAGUUUGAGACCCCUGCCGUAAAGUUUGAUCUGUUUUCUGAUGAUUAACUGAAGGAAACUUCAAAAGUUGUUUCCAUUUUGCCAUGUGGGAUACACGGCUGCUCAAAUAAGUUAAAUAAAGAUCUUUUUGUGAUUUUUUCUGUGCAGAUAAUCUGCAAGAUGGAAAACUCUCACAAGCCGAUGCAAUAAUUGGCUCAUUCACUCUUUUAUGAUUACCGUUUAUGAUAAAGUCCAUUAAACAUUUGCAAAAUUCAAGACUCAAUCCAGUGUUAAGAAAAUAUAAUUUUGUGAGAUUACACUUCCCUUUUUGACUGACCUUAGCGAGAACUCAGACAUGUUCGACCAUGCAAAGCUGAAAAUUACUCAGGUGCUUCUAUCAUAUACAAAUCAUUAAAACAAAAAAAAAAAAAGAUUUGCCACCAGAGGCUCCUGGUGCUGCUCCUCACAUAUCCAAAUGAGUGGGCAUUCACUGCCUGUUCAAUGACAGCUGAGGAGGAAGUGCAGGAUGUGUACUGUGAGAUUAUUAUAUUAUCUUAUGCCAUGUUAUACCCCUAAUUAAAGAUUGUGAAACUAUUAUGUAGUUUUAGUUUGCAU